CUGGCGCAUGUGAGAUGACGGCACGUGAGAUGCUGCGUUGUGUCAUCUCUGCGUUCUCGUCCUCUCGUCCUUUCCUCCUUAUAAUCGCACUUGUCGUCAGUCUGGUAGGCAGGAACAGUUAAACAGUAAAACGCAAAAUGAAAGACCACGACGGAACGCCUCAUCAAAGAAAGCCGACGAAACUCAGGAAUCUUGCGGAUAAGACAGAGGCGUUUGAUUCUUUGCACGUGAGAAAUGCCGAGAAAACCCUUUGUUCGAACCAAGUUUGUCUUGGUAGUAUAAUGCAGCUACCAAUUCAUGGAACAGAGCCACGCACAAAAGAAGAAAUCUUAGUUCACGCUACUGAUUUUCUAGAGCAAUAUUUUACUUCCAUCAGAAGAUUAAAUAGUGACGGUCAUCGUGCACGUUUGGAGAGUGUGCAGAAAGAAGUUUUGUCUACUGGUACAUAUCAGUUAACGGAGACAGAACUAGUGUUCGGCGCAAAGUUAGCUUGGCGAAAUGCUGUGAGAUGCAUUGGUCGUAUACAAUGGUCAAAGCUACAGGUUUUCGACUGCCGUUAUGUUACAACUACUAGCGGCAUGUUUGAGGCUUUAUGCAAUCACAUCAAGUAUGGUACGAAUAAAGGAAAUAUCAGGUCUGCGAUAACAAUAUUUCCACAACGCACUGAUGGGAAACACGAUUACAGAGUAUGGAAUCAGCAGUUGAUCAAUUAUGCAGGAUACAAAAAUCCAGAUGGUACUAUUCUCGGCGAUCCUGCUAAUGUUGAAUUCACAGAGGUUUGCAUGAAAUUAGGGUGGAAAGGUACACGAACCAGAUUCGACAUAUUGCCAUUGGUUCUAUCUGCUAAUGGGCACGAUCCAGAUUACUUUGACAUUCCUAGUGACUUGGUACUCGAAGUAUCUCUUAGUCAUCCUACGUACGAUUGGUUUGAAAAAUUGGGUCUCAAGUGGUUUGCUGUCCCAGCCGUGUCUGGAAUGGUUUUCGAUUGUGGUGGUUUAGUAUUCACCGCGGCACCUUUUAACGGCUGGUACAUGAGCACCGAGAUUGGCUCCAGAGAUUUAUGCGAUGCUCAAAGAUAUAACAUGCUCGAGACAAUAGCGACGAACAUGGGUCUAGACACAAGGACAUCUAUAUCGUUGUGGAAAGAUAAAGCGAUGAUAGAAGCUAACGUCGCAGUACUGCAUAGCUUUCAGAUGAAGAACGUGACGAUCGUAGAUCAUCAUACCGCUUCAGAAUCUUUCAUGAAACAUUAUGAAAAUGAGAUGCGUCUACGAAACGGCUGUCCCGCAGAUUGGCUGUGGAUCGUGCCGCCAAUAUCUGGAUCCGCUACGCCGGUAUUUCAUCAGGAAAUGGCGCUUUAUCAUUUAAAACCUUCUUACGACGCUCAGGAUCCAGCGUGGAAAACUCAUGUAUGGAAGAAAGGGCGCGACAAAAAAUCAACAUCAAAAAAACCAAGACGAAAGUUUCACUUCAAACAGAUUGCGAGAGCCGUGAAAUUUACAUCCAAGCUGUUUGGACGAGCGUUAUCACGUCGAAUAAAAGCGACCGUGCUAUUUGCCACGGAAACUGGCACGUCUCAAAUGUAUGCGGAAAAGUUGGGUGAGUUACUAGGUCACGCUUUUCAUUCCCAGGUACUUUGCAUGGAUGAAUACGACAUUAGUAACAUAGAACACGAAGCCCUGCUGCUGGUGGUAACUUCUACUUUCGGAAACGGUGAUCCACCAGAAAAUGGAGAAGUAUUCGCGCAAAACUUAUACGCGAUGAAAAUGAACGACGCAUAUAUAAACAGCGAGAAUAAAAUCAGUUUAGCGACCUCGAAAUCAUUUAUCAAAGCUAACAGUCAAACGGAAGUGAGUGGAUCGAAGAAAUUGGAUCGACUAGAUUCCAUGCGUGGUUCUACGACGGAAUCACAAACCGAGGAUACCUUCGGACCCCUCAGCAAUGUCCGAUUCGCCGUGUUUGCUCUAGGAUCGUCCGCAUAUCCGAACUUUUGUGCUUUUGGUCGCUAUGUCGACAACUUGUUAGGCGAAUUAGGUGGAGAACGAUUGGCGCGUUUGGCCCAAGGUGACGAGAUGUGUGGACAGGAGCAGACCUUCCGGAAGUGGGCAGCUGAUAUCUUCGCGAUCGCGUGCGAAACAUUCUGUUUGGACGAUGAUGAUACGUUAUUGGAAGUAGCUUUGUCUCUGGGUUCUGAAGCGUUGUCUGCAGCCACAGUUCGUUUCGUAGAAGCUGAGCCUCAACCGAUCGCCAAAGCAUUAAGCAAAUGCCACAAUAGAAACGUGACAAUGUGUAAUAUGCUUCGAAGAACCAAUUUGAGCGGAGACGAGUCCAGCGGAACGACAUUGCUUCUGGAACUGGACGACAUAGUAGGCAUGGAUAUUUCUUAUAAACCUGGGGAUCACUUGGGUGUAUUCGCGUGCAAUCGAGCAGACCUUGUGGAGAGAAUCUUGCAACGCGUGCAAUCUACUUUCGAUGCUGAUGUAUCAAUCGAAUUGCAAGUGCAGAAACAAGCACAUACUCCCAAUGGAAUUGUAAAAACAUGGAUACCACAUGAUAGAUAUUUACCAAAUUCCUUACGGAUGUUGUUAACACGAUUUUUGGACAUCACGACGCCUCCUACGCCAAAUCUGUUAAGAUAUUUUGCCUCGAUAGCUACAAAUGCAAAAGAACGGACGCAACUUGAUCUUCUGGCCUCUGAUCCGGCGGCUUACGAGGAUUGGAGACAUUGGAAAUUUCCUAAUUUGGCCGAAGUUUUGGAUGAAUUUCCAUCGGUGACUCCAUUUGCUCCGUUGCUUCUGCUUCAUCUAACGCCUUUACAACCAAGAUUCUACAGCAUCUCAUCUUCUCCACUUGUGCACCCGGGGCAAAUACACUUAACAGUCGCAGUAGUGCAAUAUCAAACGCAAAACGGUUCUGGGCCAGUACAUUUUGGCGUUUGCUCCAAUUAUCUAUGGGAAAUAUCUGAAGGAGAGUUGUUGUAUGUGUUCGUACGAAGCGCACCAAACUUUUAUAUGCCGACACAAACUGAAGCACCAAUGAUAUUGGUGGGGCCAGGUACUGGGAUUGCUCCUUUCCGAGGUUUCUGGCAACAUCGAUUUGCUCAAAUGAAACUUCAGCAAAAUCAAAAAUUCGGUAAGAUUUGGCUUUUCUUUGGCUGUCGUCAAAAGACUUUGGAUCUAUACAGGCAAGAGAAAAAAGAAAUGUUAGAGGUCGGUGUUUUGGAUAAGGUAUUUUUAGCAUUGUCUCGAGAGCCUGGUAUUAAAAAGACCUAUGUGCAAGAUUUGAUCCAAGCGGAAGCAUCUCAAAUUUACCCUAUGGUAGUGUAUGAGCGCGGCCACUUUUACGUUUGCGGAGAUUGCACAAUGGCGGAAGACGUUUAUCAAACCUUGAAACAAAUCAUACAAACGCACAGCCAAAUGACUGACAAAGAAGUCCAAGCAUACAUGUUAUCAUUAAGGGAUGAAAAUCGUUACCACGAAGACAUAUUCGGUAUAACAUUACGCACUGCCGAGGUGCAUAAUCGAUCGCGUGAGACCGCCAGGAUCCGGAUGGCCGCUGAGCCAUAAAAAUAUUAAACUGCUAAAACAUAACUCAAGAAUAAUUUUCGUUCAAAGGGUUGCUAUUGCAUUAAUAAUUAUUGCAUAUAACAUAAUUCUGUAUGCUAAGCUUCUUUUAUUUACAAGUAGUGCUUGAGAUUAAUCUCUCGAUUGCUAGACCAUUUUAUCUGCUAUUUGAUGGAUUCGCCGGUCGUAUGAAAUCACGCUGAAUACAUGUUCGCUGCACGUAGUAAUACAUAAGACAAGUGUAUAAGACAA
Molecule: messenger RNA, 3815 nt
Organism: Monomorium pharaonis (pharaoh ant)
Lineage: Eukaryota; Metazoa; Arthropoda; Insecta; Hymenoptera; Formicidae
Gene: Nos
Product: nitric oxide synthase, salivary gland
Exons: 14
Coding region: 138-3566 (1142 amino acids)
Biological process (GO): nitric oxide biosynthetic process
Molecular function (GO): FMN binding; heme binding; calmodulin binding
Source: RefSeq, a predicted model, not a curated record